This is a messenger RNA of Penicillium paradoxum, 2235 nucleotides long. Its product is annotated as PXA domain-containing protein. Gene Ontology annotation, biological process: endosome to lysosome transport; early endosome to late endosome transport; protein targeting to lysosome. Bases 1 to 2235 code for a protein of 744 amino acids. The transcript is spliced from 3 exons. Lineage: Eukaryota; Fungi; Ascomycota; Eurotiomycetes; Eurotiales; Aspergillaceae. Gene Ontology annotation, molecular function: phosphatidylinositol binding. Gene Ontology annotation, cellular component: early endosome; late endosome; extrinsic component of endosome membrane. The record is from RefSeq and is a predicted model, not a curated record.
AUGAGCGACUCGCUCCGCCCCGGCCUGCAGCCGAUAUUCCAUCUCAAGGCUGGGCCGACAACCUCCAGCUCCAGAUCCACCGCGUUGCCUUCCCCGACAGCACUCCAACCCCCUUCGCGUCCUUCCUCUCGACUGCGUACACCAAAAGCCUCUAGCAAGGAUGACCUGGACUCAGCCAGCGACAAGGCUACCACUGCCUUAAUCAGACGCGUACUGUGUCCCCAGACGAGCAGCUAUGGUGCAUCUUCCCCACCGCCUCCGGAAGAGCUGUUACCUCCCCUCACGAGCUCCAAUGACGUUGAUCGUCAACUUUACGCCCUGCUUGCCAUUAUAAUAAAGGAAUUUAUCUACUCGUGGUACUCGAAAAUUACCCCUGAUCAGGCGCUUGUGAAUGAAGUACUACAAGUAAUCGCGCAUUGCACGCGUGCACUCGAGCAGAGGCUGCGCCAAAUCGAUGUUGCACAAUUAGCCCUUGACGAGAUCCCUGGCCUGGUGGAAGCACAUGUACUCUCGUACAGACUGGCCAGGCAACAGUCACAUCUUUCUGGUCUACCAACGUCGUACCGUGCGCUUUAUCAUGAGCUCAAUCCACAUCCCAGCCUUUCCCCGGUACCUGAGACAGCGGAUCCAGCCACAAUAGUCGAGCAGAGCGAGAGUGAAACCAUUUAUCGACGGCUCCUGGCUAACGGUAUACUAGCAGUUCUUCUUCCGACUGAAGAUCUCGAGAAUAGCAGUCUCAGGGCAUUGGUGGUCGAUAUCAUAGCAGAUCUGAUUCUGGGAAACCAAGUCAGUGGGAGAGCAUGCGAAGGGUGGUUCAUUUGGGAAACUAUAGGCAAACUCGCCGCUCAAGUGGGACGCCGUCAAACCCAAGAUGACACAAAAUCCGCCCCGGACUCUGAUGUAAACCGAUUGGAAAAGUUCGGCUUGCUUUCGACCGAGGAUGAGCUCCCAGACCAGCAAUCAGCAUCAUCCUCAGCCACCGCUUGGAUAUGGAACGUUCUGCAAAGCAUCUAUCUUGGUUAUGUCGCUUUACGUUUCAUUGCCAUGGGCAUAUUUCGUGUCGCAUCGAGUCCAGAUCCUUCCUCGCACAGUGUCGGUGUUUCACUUGCUCUACCCAUCAUUCAGAAAAGAGAUGGAUCCAAGGCGUCAGAUGGCGUCACAAGGAGACGCCCAGUCCUCGACUACCGGGUGUAUUCCAUGGUCUCUCGGAUAUUAGGAAUACCCUCGAGAAUGCCAUGGCUGAGUGGAUCACUCGCUCUGUUUCAACACCUGAUUCUGGCAGGCCCAGGCAGGGUCGGUGCCACGGAUGGAAUCUUUGAUAGAUUCCUUCGGGAAACCAUUGAGGAGUACGUGCUGACCCCCACUUUGUUGCCCAACCUUCUUCUUGCGACAAGGACCACCUUGUUCCCAGCCAAUGCCCGUCCAAUAUCUUUACCGGCCGGGCAUGUUGGAGCUCCGGCCUCGGCUCCACAAUCCGUACAGACCCCGACGCCCAGUCAGAGAGCACCAUUCGCGGCCUCACCUGGCCCUCCUAUUGCGGAAGGAGCCUGUGAUCUUCCAAUCGAGACCGUUGGCAAAACCAAUAAUCCGGGGAAUAGCAGCAACAGUCAUAAUGGCGGUGUAUCAACCUCAACCGCCACAGGCCCUCCAUCGUAUUCAUCCAUCGCAGGCGAUGUCCCAACAUCGAUAAACGAACCGGCCGAAGCGGAGAAAACGACCCCAUCUGAGACGGAGAUCGCCGCUAUCAAGCGGCGAUGUGCAGCUAGUCUCCUGGCCGUGAUCCCGCGGUCUGUCGCACGAACUUUUCUUGGUGUCCCCUCGUCGGCGCCUCCGUCGCCCUAUAAUGGUGAUGGUACCUGCAGCUCCAACACUUCGCCCUCCCUCGCUCCAUCCCCAUCCCCUUCGCUCGGAAGUCCUCGUGGAUCUUCCUCGGAGAGGGCGAAUGCAGCGUCACGUUCGUCUUCUUCGAUAUCCCGUCUUGCGGGCGAGUGUGUUGCCGCUGAGCGGCUGCGCACAGACGAUCCAUCUGCGGGGAUGGAUCUGGAAGAACUGUAUCUCUUGGAAACCAUCGAGAAUGAUUUCCUGGACCUUUUUGCGGAUGCGUACUGCAAUAAGCAUCUAAUCUACGCGAUCAUCGAAACCGUACUGGCCAAGGUGCUUCCGGAAAUGGCUGAGCGCAGUGUUGAGGAUCUACUGGAGGAUCGUGGGGUGACAUCAGUACCACCGACAACUUAG